Molecule: messenger RNA, 2537 nt
Organism: Nelumbo nucifera (sacred lotus)
Lineage: Eukaryota; Viridiplantae; Streptophyta; Magnoliopsida; Proteales; Nelumbonaceae
Product: neurofilament heavy protein
Source: RefSeq, a predicted model, not a curated record
GGUAUUUAAACCAAUGCGAGAAAGAACGAACGCAUCUCUUCUUUAACUCAGAUCUCAUUACCACCCCUUUCCGACACUCUCCGCCUGCGCAACUUCCGAGCGAAGGUCCGAGAAGAUGGAGCAACAACCUCUAUCAGUGGUCCGCCACAACAACGAAGACGAUGACGAAUUCUAUGAGAACAUCGAAGCCCCCAAGUUUGUGGAUUUCACUGUACCUGAUCUAUCACGCCCGGACGAUCGUUUCUGGUUUUGUUUGCGUGUUGGAUGUGAUCAAAACCAUGAGGAAGACCUGGAUCCCGAUACCCUUUACAGAAAUUUUGUGCUUCGGGUCAUGGCAGCAAGAAGCCCCAACUUGAAACUGCAAAAGGCAUUAAAUAGACAAGCUCCACGUGCAAAUGCGAAAYGCCCUCUUUCAGCACCAGCAAAAUCUUACAAGAGUAGAAUAUCAAGAUUGGCCGCAAUUACAUCUGUUUCUCAAAGGAUGGCUGAUACCAAAUUGAAAAUUCAUCCAAUUUACAAGCUUAAUUCGACUCCAAAUGUGAAGGCAAAGCAAUCUUCAAUUGCUACAAAAGCUUUGACUACUCCUAGGCACAAAAAAUGCCUCCCGAAACCAGAUUCUUUUCAUAGUGUUCAGAACCCAAAAAAGAGUGUUGCAGUUCCGAAGAGUAGAUUGGUUGCAAAGGCCUUGGUCUUCCAAACGCCAAAGAAAACCGAGAGAACUGGUACUUCAUUUCAGUCUCCUACUCCAAUGUCAGAGAUUUGUUCGGGGAUGAAGAAUCUUGCAUUAAGCAGUCAAAGAAAGCAUGCCUCGCCACAUUCAUGCGUAAUACCAUCAAGAUACAGGACAUACAAUCCUAAAAAAGCUUUACCCCCUUCAGAUCAAUCCAAAGCUCGAAGUGCCAGAAAAGUCAUAAGCCGAGAUAAGGUUUCAUCAGUUUAUCGAGAUUAUAAGGGGCAGCAAGCCAACAGUUCAAGAUUGAAAAGCCAAACCAAAGGAAAUUUACAAAAUAACCAUGAGCCUCUACCUCCAGAACAAGUUGAUAAUGACUCUAGUGAUAUGGAGAUAGAUGGGAAAUCAAGGGAUGGUUCUUUGGAGGUGUUCUCUCUAUCUGGUGGUUCUGGAAGUCAAGAAAGCAAUGUUCGUGAAGGGAACCUGACAAGUACAGAGAAUUCAGGAAACUCACGCUCAGCUGCUACAUGUUCUAUUCCAGAAGAAUUAGGUGGGACCUCGGAGAAAUCCCCAAUUAUGAAAAACCUACCUUUAGUGUUAACAAAUGCUCAAAGCUGUGAAGCAAGCUCCAUAUCAACUUCUGAGAAGGAUUUGAAACAGAAAGAUCCACCCCUUUCUCCAACUUUAAAGGCAAAGGGAGAAAGUGGACAUGAAGAAGUCAUCAUAAGAUGCAAACCCCAGGAUGGAAUGGACUCUGAAGAUCUUUCUAUACACCAAACUUCCAAUGGCGCAGGAGAUAAGGAGGCAGUAGAAAGUGAUGACAAAGAAAAUGAUUUAUCUUCUGAUAAUAACAGAAAAUUGAAUAUCAAUUCCGACCACUCCGAAAGGAAAAUUCUGGGCAGGCAUAAUGAAGCUUGUCAAAACCAUCAUAAGGUUACUCAAGUCACGGGUAAAAAAUCUAAUGGAUGCUCUGUCUCUGUUACUGCUGGUACCCAAGGAGUGAAGUAUAAGAAAACAAAGUUAACAAAUCCUAAGCCCUUCCGACUAAGAACUGAUGAAAGAGGAAUUCUUAAGGAAGCCAACUUAGAGAGAAGAUUAAAUUUUCUUCCUCCUUUGAAAGGAAUAACUACAGUUCCAAGCGUUACAAUUGUAAGUGCGCAAAGAAGGCACGGGCAAGGAGAUGAGCUACAGAAUGAGAAAUCCCAAAAACAACGUAAACAUGAAAAUUUUGCACUGGAAGGCAACAAAAAUCAAACAGACAGAAAUGUUCAAAAGAUUCAACUUCAAGGGAUGAAACCUGCAUACCAUAACACAUCAAACCUUUCAGCAGAGACAAAGAUGGCCUCAAUUGUGCCGAAGGUACAAAAGUUAGAAGAUGGCAGGGAGGUUACAGCCCAAAACCCAAAGAGCAGGACCAAACAGGCUAUGUCACCUUCGGUGCAGCAACAACGCAUCAGGACUCAAAGGGUGGCUUCAUUAAUGAAGAAAACUACUUCUCUAGCAUCAACGAAUCAGCUCAAUAUAACAAAAGAAACCUCAAAAAUAGUUUCACAACCAAAAGCAGCAGCGGAGUCCAUUGAGACAAGCACCACUAGUGCAAAGGCUGGUGCUGUCGGGUCUUCAACAAGGGGAAGAAGGCAUGCAACGAUUCCAAAGGAGCCGAACUUUCAUAAUAUUCAUAUACCAAAGAGUUGCACAAAGAAACUGGCAAAGGCAACCCCAUGAUGAUACAAUUUUUUUUUUUUUUUCUCACUUUGUGGUUCAAUUGUUUCAUUGAAUUCUCUUUGCGAGGUUGUAACAUGAUUUUGUAUUGUAUUAUUAGUGUAUUUAUGAUGAAGCUUUCAAAUGAUUAUAUAGUUUAUUAUUA